Anguilla anguilla (European eel) is the source of this 3730-nucleotide messenger RNA. Its product is annotated as NAD(P) transhydrogenase, mitochondrial-like. The record is from RefSeq and is a predicted model, not a curated record. The transcript has 23 exons. The coding region runs from base 229 to 3465 and encodes 1078 amino acids. Gene Ontology annotation, molecular function: NADP binding; NAD binding. Lineage: Eukaryota; Metazoa; Chordata; Actinopteri; Anguilliformes; Anguillidae. Gene Ontology annotation, biological process: NADPH regeneration; proton transmembrane transport. Gene Ontology annotation, cellular component: mitochondrial inner membrane.
UAUAUCGGAUAAAGCUGUGAUAUUGAAACUGUUAAGGCGCCCGCCUCGGCUUGAAGGUCAUUUUGACCGCAAAAUUAUGUGAAAUUAUACUUGUCCGUGGGAAAUAAUUUGAAAAUAGCAGAGGAGGCGCGCGAUCAAGAGCUUUAAUGUCACACUGCUGUUCCUGGGCCCAGUAGUCCAGCGUGUGCAGGUCACCUGGACUAGAGAAACAGGGCUGUCUCACAAGUCAUGUCUCUCCUCCUUCGCUGCGUCUCCAGCUGCUCUGUGCCCUUGCUCCAGCAAGGUGCACUGAGGAAGACACCUGGAAGAAGGUGCUUUAGGUCUUUUCCUGUCCUGUGGAACGAACAGGUUUCCAAAGGUGUGCUCUACAAAGACGUAGUUGUUGGCGUCCCCAAGGAGAUCUACAAAAAUGAGCGGAGAGUGGCGGUGUCCCCGGCCGGAGUGCAGGCCCUGGUCAAGCAGGGCUUCGUCGUGCAGGUGGAGAGCGGUGCUGGAGAUGAGGCCAAGUUCUCAGAUGACCAAUACAAAGAGGCGGGCGCCAAGAUAGCUGAUGUGAAGAGUGCCUUUGGCUCGGACCUCAUUCUGAAGGUUAGAGCACCGACAUUUAAUGAGGCCCUUGGACUGCAUGAAGCUGAACUGCUGAAGCCAAAGUCCACUCUUGUAAGCUUCAUCUACCCAGCACAGAACCCUGAGCUCAUGGAGCAGCUCGCCAAGCAGCAGUGCACCGUUUUAGCCAUGGACCAGGUCCCCAGAGUCACCAUUGCCCAGGGAUACGAUGCCCUGAGCUCCAUGGCCAACAUAGCAGGAUACAAGGCUGUUGUGUUGGCUGCGAAUCAUUUUGGAAGAUUUUUCACUGGCCAGAUAACUGCUGCUGGGAAGGUUCCUCCAGCCAAGGUCUUGGUGAUUGGCGGAGGAGUGGCAGGUCUUGCUGCAGCAGGGGCAGCAAAGUCAAUGGGAGCCAUAGUCAGAGGGUUUGAUACCAGGCCAGCUGCUCUGGAACAGUUCAAAUCCUUCGGUGCGGAACCUUUGGAGGUAGAGGUGGCGGAGUCUGGAGAGGGAGUGGGUGGCUAUGCGAAGGAGAUGUCCAAGGAGUUUAUCGAGGCAGAGAUGGCGCUGUUUGCCAGGCAAUGCAAGGAAGUGGACAUUCUCAUCAGCACUGCUCUCAUUCCAGGCAAGAGAGCCCCCAUCCUCAUCAAGACGGACAUGGUGGAGUCCAUGAAGGAUGGCUCUGUGGUGGUCGACCUGGCUGCUGAAGCUGGGGGCAACAUUGAGACCACCAAACCUGGAGACUUGUAUGUUCACAAGGGGGUGACGCAUAUUGGGUACACUGAUCUCCCCAGCAGGAUGGCCACCCAGGCCAGCACUCUGUAUUCUAACAAUAUCCUGAAGUUGCUGAAAGCCAUCAGCCCUGACAAGGAAUACUUUUUCUUUGAGCCCAAAGAUGAGUUUGAUUACGGGACAAUGGACCAUGUCAUUCGGGGAACUAUGGUCAUGCAGGAAGGAAAGAAUCUUUUCCCGUCUCCGCUCCCCAAAACCUCCCCACCUGCCGCUCCUGCCAAACAGAAAACGAUCGCUGAAAUUGAAGCUGAGAAACUGAAAGAAAUCUCCCCUUUCAGACGAACCAUGACUUCUGCCGGAGUUUACACAGCAGGCCUCUCUGGGGUUCUUGGCCUUGGCAUCGCCUCUCCUAAUGCUGCCUUCACCCAGAUGGUCACCACAUUUGGGCUGGCGGGGCUUGUGGGAUACCACACGGUGUGGGGCGUCACUCCAGCCCUUCACUCCCCACUCAUGUCUGUCACCAAUGCCAUUUCAGGUCUGACUGCAGUGGGAGGUUUAGUGCUGAUGGGUGGUGGUCUUACCCCUGCCAGCCUCCCUCAAACACUGGCCCUGCUGGCUGCAUUUGUGUCUUCCAUUAACAUUGCAGGUGGCUUCCUUAUCACACAAAGAAUGCUUGACAUGUUCAAGCGUCCCACAGACCCUCCAGAGUACAACUACCUGUAUGCCUUACCUGGCGCUGUCUUUGUUGGGGGGUAUGGGGCGUCUCUUGCCAGUGGCUACAGCAUUGAACAGAUGAUGUACUUGGGCUCCGGGUUGUGCUGUGUGGGCGCUCUGGCAGGGCUGUCUGCUCAGCGCACCUCCAGGCUAGGCAAUUCCCUUGGCAUGAUUGGCGUAGCAGGAGGCAUUGCUGCAACCCUGGGCAGCCUCAAACCUUCUCCUGAGCUGCUCUCUCAGAUGUCACUGGCCAUGGCCAGUGGUGGCACUUUAGGUCUUACCAUUGCCAAACGGAUUGAGAUCACAGACCUGCCGCAGUUGGUGGCUGCCUUCCACAGCCUGGUAGGCCUGGCGGCCGUGCUGACCUGCAUUGCUGAGUACAUGAUCGAGUACCCCCACUUGGACAUGCACCCUGCCGCCAACGUGGUGAAGUCCGUAGCCUACCUGGGCACCUAUAUUGGGGGCGUCACCUUCAGUGGCUCGCUAGUGGCCUACGGCAAGCUGCAAGGCAUCCUGAACUCCGCUCCACUGCUCCUGCCUGGCCGACACGCAAUGAACGCUGGGCUAAUGGCGGCCUCCGUGGGGGGCUUGGUGCCCUUCAUGCUGACUGACAGCUAUACCACUGGCAUGGGCUGUCUGUUGGGUGUCUCUGGGCUCUCAACAAUCAUGGGUGUGACUCUGACUGCAGCCAUCGGGGGCGCUGACAUGCCUGUGGUCAUCACCGUACUCAACAGCUACUCGGGCUGGGCACUGUGUGCCGAGGGCUUCCUGCUGGACAACAACCUUAUGACUAUUGUUGGUGCUCUGAUCGGCUCCUCUGGUGCCAUUCUGUCCUACAUUAUGUGCGUGGCCAUGAAUCGGUCCCUGCCCAAUGUGAUCCUGGGCGGUUACGGGACAACAUCCACAGCAGGAGGAAAGCCCAUGGAGAUCGUGGGGACCCACACAGAGGUCAAUGUGGAGCAGUCCAUUGAGAUGAUUAAAGAGGCCAACAGCAUCAUCAUCACGCCAGGCUGGGGUCUGUGUGCUGCCAAGGCUCAGUAUCCCAUUGCUGACAUGGUGAAGAUGCUACGAGAACAGGGCAAGACUGUCAGGUUCGGUAUCCACCCGGUGGCUGGUCGCAUGCCAGGUCAGCUGAACGUGCUCCUGGCUGAGGCUGGAGUGCCCUAUGAUGUUGUACUAGAAAUGGAUGAGAUCAACGAGGAUUUCCCAGAAACUGACUUGGCAUUGGUUAUCGGUGCAAAUGACACCGUUAACUCUGCAGCACAAGAAGACCCCAAUUCCAUUAUUGCUGGAAUGCCAGUUCUAGAAGUCUGGAAAUCCAAACAGGUUAUUGUGAUGAAGCGAACGCUAGGAGUUGGUUACGCUGCUGUGGACAACCCAAUUUUUUACAAGCCAAACACAGCCAUGCUACUGGGGGAUGCCAAGAAAACAUGUGAUGCGUUGCAGGGUAAAAUCAGAGAGGCCUAUUACUAGAUAUAACCCCUGUACACCUUUGUAUUUUUUCUGAUCAAAUAUGUUUAUGAAUACAUAACAGGUCCCAUUAUGCAGUUUAUAUACAGGAAAAUUCAUUCAAUUUUUCCCCUUACAAACUAGCAAAGAUUAAAAUGAAAUGAAGAUUAAAUUGAGGUUGUGGCAAUGUGAAGUUGUGAUUACCUGAUCUGAUGAACUUGCUUAAUUUAUCCAAGUGCAUGCACUGAUCUGAUUUGUAAAUAAUAAAGUCUAUUUACUUGUGAGAACA